AUGAAUACUCGUUCUCGAGUAAGAAAGAACUUGGAAAAUUUUUCACUUCCAUCUGAUCCGGAAGAUUCAGAAGGAGACAUUGAGUCUGAGGAAGAAGAAAGAUAUGAUCUUUCAGAUUCUGACGAUGACGCGAAUAGCGUAGACCAAGACAGCGAUGAUACAGAUUGCAGUGAUUCUGAAAAUCCACACAAUACUGAAAAUGGAAAAUGGGUGGCAGACCGUUGGAAUUGUAGGGAUAAUUUGAAUUUUGAAAAGGACCCAACAAUUUUAGUACAAAUGGGGAAAAAAGUCAAAGAAUCCGAUUUCUUUGAUUUGUUUUUCACCCAAGACAUUUUACAAAAAAUUGUUGAGGAAACCAAUAUGUAUUUUCAUCAAAAUAAAAAAAAAGAGUCAAAGUAUGCUUAUGAGUUAUCGAUUGAUGAGCUACGUGCUUGGAUUGGUAUGUUGAUAUUGAUGGGAAUACAUCGUUUACCUCAACAGAAAAAUUUUUGGAGCACAGAUCCAGCACUUAGAGUUGAUUUUAUUGCCAAUAUAAUGACUCGUGAUCGAUUUAGUAAAAUAGCUGAAAUUCUUCACUUGAAUGACAACAACAAAGUUCUUGAAAAAAGUGAUCCGAAUUAUGACAGGUUGUUCAAAGUAAGACCGCUUGUUGAUCAUUUGAACAAAAAGGCUCAGGAAAUUUACUCUCCUUCUAAAGUACUAGCUGUUGAUGAAUCUAUGAUAAAAUUCAAGGGUCGAUCAUCUCUCAAGCAGUACAUGCCAAUGAAGCCAAUAAAAAGGGGAUAUAAGGUCUGGUGUUUGGCUGACUCACAAUCUUCGUACAUUUUGAAGUUUGAAAUUUACACUGGAAAAUCCACAGAUUCACAGAAGAGCCAAGAAACUCUUGGUGAACGAGUUGUUACGAAUCUUACUAAGGAUUUGCGUGGAAGCAAAUCAUUAGUAGCAUUCGACAACUUCUUUACUUCUGUGGAUCUAGUAACUUCACUUCUUCAAAAUCAAAUAUUUUCAGUAGGCACUGUUCGGGUAAAUCGAAAAGGCUUACCAGAGAUUAUGAAGAACAAAAAAAACUGA
Leptopilina boulardi is the source of this 1071-nucleotide messenger RNA. Its product is annotated as piggyBac transposable element-derived protein 4-like. Bases 1 to 1071 code for a protein of 356 amino acids. The record is from RefSeq and is a predicted model, not a curated record. The transcript has a single exon. NCBI's taxonomy places the organism in Eukaryota, Metazoa, Arthropoda, Insecta, Hymenoptera, Figitidae.